AUGUACUUAUCCUCGCUUUCAACGGGUAGCUACGAAAUUGAGGAUAUAGAUAAAGACGAAGCGUCAAACAGGUACUUCUUGGUGCCCGCCAAGAAUGUAAUUGAAAUCCCUAAUCAGGGAGACAUGCGAACGCCCGAAUUCCCGCAAUCGCAUACAGUUAUUGCCUUAUAUCCUGGUACGACAUGUUUUUACAAGGCGGUGGUCGUUAAACCUCCUGAAAAAUCAAAUCCUCGGCGUUAUCUGCUUGCUUUUGACGAUGAUGAGGAUGCCAGAAGACUUGUCGAGGCACAGUAUGUUUUAGAAGUGCCCGAUGAUAUUAAAUGA
Messenger RNA from Acaulospora colombiana, 324 nucleotides. NCBI's taxonomy places the organism in Eukaryota, Fungi, Glomeromycota, Glomeromycetes, Diversisporales, Acaulosporaceae. The record is from the annotation of a GenBank genome assembly.